GAUAAUGACCAGCCAAAGCAACGACCCCUACAGAGCAAGUAAAACAGAAAAUCCAUUUGACAUCUGACGGACGAUGGGAUGAAUGUUGUUGUGAAGGAAGGAUUUGAGAUCUUGAAAAGAAGUUUUCCUGACAUCUCUCUGACUCAAGCAAAAGCUGCGAGAGGAGUUUUAAAAGAUGGACUGUGAGGAUGAACACGGCGACCAGUCACCAACUGGAUCAAAAUCCAACUUUCAUGAAGAUGAGCCGCAAAAUAAUUCAGCUUUUAGUACAACGUUUCAACAAACUGAGCCAUCAGAUGUACAAGAUUUGGAAUCUACUAAAACAUGUCUAAAGGAUAGUGAACUAUCACCAACCGAUGUACUCUCUGGGAAGGAAAACUCGUGUCUUAUUUCUCCUCUUAGCAAAUCGAAACCACUACCAUUUGAUGUGCAAAUUAAAGAAUUCCCAGCAGAUGUGAAAAAGCCAUUUCAGAACGUUCUAAACCCUGCUAGCAGUGACAUCAGCGAUGCUUUUCCUGUCUGUGUUCAACUACCCACAAACCAUCUAAAAAAGUCACGCAUCAGCGCUUAUAAAGCGACACACCGUCAUCGCAAAAUCAGCCGAUCCUCCACCUCCACACUGAGUCGUUUGAGCCUGAAAGCCCCUGUUGAAGACCUGUGUGCGUCCUUUCUGUUGGCGUGUUUGUUCUGCAAGUUUUGGGAUUGCUUGCUGGCCGUUGGUGAUGGAUGUCAAUACUGUGUGGCCUCUAUCUGUUCAUCCGUCUGCUCUAACGCAUGCUGUUGCGACCCUGCCUCUCUGGAGGACUUUACAGAUUUUUGCCCAUGUUGCACCUGCGCAGAAUACAUGGCAGCGUGCGGCUGUAGUUGCGGAGAAACCACCUUUGACUGCUCUGUUUGCGAUCUCUGUCUACAGACGACCGAGUGUCUGGAACUAGGCAUGGAACUCUCUCAGCUUCUGUUUCACUAGCUGCUCAUGACAUCUCACACUCAUUUAUAUACUGCUCGUGACAAUCAGAUAAAGCUGGAAUGGAAUGUAGUAAAUUUUAAUGUGCUGAUUUCACAAGCAUGUAAAUCUGCUGUUUCACCGUGGCUGUGAUACUGCACGGCUGCAUUUGGUACUGCAUUUUGAUACUGCAUUAGAGGAUAAUAAAAGCAUAUGCUGUUUACAUGUCACCUGAACUAGAAUAUAUUGAAAUUCAUUUAAAAUAUUUUGUUUAGCUCAUCGCAGUUUAAGAGUAAAUAUUCGGUAAAGUUAAAGUCCGUGCAUUCCAAAAAAAUGCAGGGUUAUUUUUUUUUAACCAAAAUACUGGGUUCAGCCAGUUUUUAUUGAGUCAUUUUAUUGAGUUGUUUUUAAUAUUUUACGCAGGUGCUGGGUUAUUUUUUUAACUCAAAUGCUGGGUUCAACUUGUUGGUUCAUUUUAUUGGGUUAUUUUUAAUAUUUUUUACCCAGGUGCUGGGUAAUUUUUCUGUAACUAAGUUCCAGGGUAGAGCCUGUCUCCGACUAAAUAACCCAGCUGCUGAGUUACAGUCAGAGCAUGGGCUUUUUGAGUCUUCUGCAGGAGUUCCAGCGCAGCCGAUAUGGUGCACUUCUUCAGCGAAAUAAGGGUUUGUAUACAUUUUAUUUCAUUUAUAACUUUUUACUGUGCUGUAAACUGUAUUAUUUUACACAAUGCAACAUAAAGACGAUAUCAGUCAGCUGCGUCACUUCGCAUGAUGGAAACGCCUUUUGCCUUGCAUAAAAUAAAUUGGUUUUAUUUGUUAUAGUAUUGAGUUUAAUUUAAUUUCAUGUUAACAAAUUUUAAUGUUCUCUAAUGUCAGUACUGUUUGUUUAUGGGAAGGUUUUGGAGCAGUCACGGCAUCUUUCAGCUAAGAGUGAAACGCAAGGCCACAGUCUGAAGUUCGCAGUUACCCUGGCAAACAGCAGCCCUUCGCCUCAGAUUUCGGUGACACACCUGCACGAGAAUUAGCGCUAUUUCAUUAAAAAGCGAUUAUAGAAAAUGGUUGAAAACACUGAAAUUAAAAUUAUACUUUUAAUUGUUACGUUUUUAUUGUCUAAAAUGAUUGUUAAAUGAGUUUAAAUGUAUGUAAUAUUGUAAACUAUGCUGUAUUCACCCAAAUAAAUUCAAUUUGUCUUGUAUUUUGUCCAUGUGUUCUUGCUUAAUAAUAAAUGUUCAUUCUUUUGAUUAUUGCUGUUGCCUCUAGUAAUACCGUGUGGGGUUUUUUUUAAGUUCCAGACCAUUUUAAGCCAGCAAUAUAAUAAUUUUUAAACAAUACUUGACCUAAAAAAAUAACCCAGCAUAUUUGGUAAAAACAUUUAACCCAACCAGCUUGGUCAAAACAACCCUGCAUGUGUUCUGACCAAUAUUUACCCAGCGCUGGGUUGCCAAAUAACCCAGGUUGGGUUGUUUUUAACCCAGCAUUUUUCAGAGUAAAAUGUAUUGCUAAAAACAUGUUACAAAGACUGUGAACUAUUUAGUACUGAAUUGUGGAAUUAAACCGUUAAACAAUUUUUUCACAGUUUUUGUGUUUAGGAUAUUAUGGGUGGGCCUGAAAUCAU
Messenger RNA from Labeo rohita (rohu), 2557 nucleotides. RefSeq lists its product as uncharacterized. Bases 176 to 967 code for a protein of 263 amino acids. Lineage: Eukaryota; Metazoa; Chordata; Actinopteri; Cypriniformes; Cyprinidae. The record is from RefSeq and is a predicted model, not a curated record. The transcript has 6 exons.